AUGCGCCAGCUGACGGGCCCGCUGAUGGAAGAGAUUGCUGACAACAUGGAGGCCGCAGGUUUCCGGCGCUCGCUUCGUGUGUAUCGAAUUGCUCAGGGCACUGAUCGGGAUCUGGAGCGAGAGCUCAUCGCCAUGGCUAGGGCUGUGGACUUCAUGGUUUUGCAGGCAUCGGACCCAGUGAUCAGAGUGCUGUUCGCAACGGACGCUAUGGGAGCUGAUGAUGUGAUGUUGAUUGUGGGGGAUUUGGGAUUUGCGUGGACUGAGCUGCAGGCAAGCCGUUGGCAUUCGGCUGAUCACAUCACCAUAGGAGCGUCGGGAGGAGUAGCAUCCGUGAAAGGGCCCGGGGAGGGCUCGGGCAUGCACCACUUCCGACCGCACAGGCUCGACCCGCUUCAUGUGAACUCCGUCUUGAGUGACACUUACGAGCGCUACGAAAGGGCGGUUGAGAAGUUUGAGGUUUUCUUGCUUCUGAACGACGCGGCUCCUACUUCUGCUGCUGAGCUAGACGAUUGGCUCGUGUUGUUCCGCCGGGAGGCCUCUUUGACCAGAUCACAGUUCGAGGUCACCUUGGUGGGUAUCCGGUUUUUGGCGCCGCGCUUAAAGGGAAAGUUGCCCCUUGCGAAGAAGGUCACCAAAGGUUUGGCGAUCGAGUACCCUGCCAAGCAUGCUUUUCCUAUGUUGUCUAGGCGAGGGCUGGAGCCCAUCCUCCGAGCGCUAAGGUCUUGCGGCAAUUUGCGGAACGAUCACUGGACUGAAGACGAGGACAAAGGAUACAGCUGCGAGAUGGGUCUGUUCCACAAACUGGCGGAGGGCCGGGCCGGCUUCGCAACAGAGGCUAUCAUCAAAGGCGAGGCUCCCACCCUUGCGCAGAGGUGGAAGCGGAAUUUCGCGGCAGGGCUCUGGAUUCCGAAAUUGCCACGGCCUCUCGCAACCUGCUGGGCUACUUCCCGAAGGGGUGCUUUGCAGUGGCAGCCGAUGGGUCGGCCAGUUACCGUGGCGAUCGCAGACGCCUCGGAGGAAGAGUCCUCGGAGUACCAGCCGCCGGUUCCUUCACGCUCUGUGAGGUCUCAGCCGCGCCAGCGGGCCAUGACUCCGCUUCCACGGGCUUCUCAGGCCCGCCCAAACGGUCGGCGAUCCAAGCUCGACGGCUCCUCGGUGCUCACCCGGGAAGUGCGCGCACAGCUGCCCGCGGGUGGCUUGGUGGGAUCUGUUGCAGACGGCACAGUGCGUGAUCCCCCUAGGCGGGGCGCUCUUCGAAGGAAGCAGGCCUGCUGGUUUAGCUGGGCUUGGAGGUCGUGCUGCAAAGGAGCGGCUCGGCUUCGCGUGUUGUUGCUUUGGGGCAGCUUGGCCUAUGUCAUGGCGGCUGGGCCAAUGCGAGAACUCUUGAUGCCUGUGCAGAGCCUGCUGGUGUCCACGGCGCAGGUUGGUGAGAGCGCGGCUGGGGCGCUCUCGUCCAUUCUGGAUGGUGGCACGCAGCUGGUUUCGGCUUCUACAAGCGUGGUGAAAGCGGCUUCGGUUAACACUUUGAGUGUGGCGCAGGCCGCCUGGAUUGGGGUGGACCUCGUCGGCAUGAACGCCACUAAAGUGGUUGGGCGUGUCAUGGGUGAAACAUCCGAGGCCAUUGAGCUCUGGCUCUUCUCUGAGCAGGGUCGCGAAGUGUUGCGGGACCCGGCUCAGGAAGCUCUGACUUUCUGGUUGGGCAUGCUGCGCUCGCAAACUUUCCACUUGCCGGUGGUUGCUGCCGAUACCGAGGCGCUGGUGGCUUCAGGCGACCACUGGACGGCUUCUGGGAUCGUCUCCUUCGCCGCCAACGGCCUCGUGGUCUUCGAGUUCCGGCUGCUUCGCAUGCACUUCGCGCCGCGUUGGGCCAACCCUGUUUGGCAAGUGGGCGGUUGGAAUGCGGAGGACGAGUACGAUCAGAUUUUGCUCCUCGCACGCGGUUUCGCCGCCACGGUGCCGGCGGUCAACCACACCUGGGAUCAUGUUUUGGCCCCCCCGCCCUCCUCAGCUGACUGGCCCGCCUUUGUCGGCCUCCUGCGCCGCUUCGGGGCUCUUUGCGGGAGCCCCUUUCGAAGUUGCUGGCGCUUCUGGGCUUCCAUGUGGGAGUAUGGGACCAUGCAUCCGCUGGCGUUUGGAGGUUUGGUGCUCGUGAUUGCAGGUGGUUGCCUUUGUGUUCGGCGUCUCGGCCCUCUCGCUGCACCGCCAGCCGCACUUGUACACUGGCGCAGAUUGGUGGAACUCAUGUUGCUUAUGCGAGGCUGGAUGCUGGUGCGCGGGGGUUCGCUAACACGGCAACUACUUCAUUGA
Messenger RNA from Symbiodinium sp. CCMP2456, 2307 nucleotides. NCBI's taxonomy places the organism in Eukaryota, Dinophyceae, Suessiales, Symbiodiniaceae. The record is from the annotation of a GenBank genome assembly.